Messenger RNA from Morone saxatilis (striped sea-bass), 3067 nucleotides. RefSeq names its product transcription factor Sp3-like. The transcript is spliced from 9 exons. The record is from RefSeq and is a predicted model, not a curated record. Gene Ontology annotation, biological process: regulation of transcription by RNA polymerase II. Gene Ontology annotation, molecular function: DNA-binding transcription factor activity, RNA polymerase II-specific; RNA polymerase II cis-regulatory region sequence-specific DNA binding. The coding region runs from base 208 to 2181 and encodes 657 amino acids. Lineage: Eukaryota; Metazoa; Chordata; Actinopteri; Moronidae.
GCACCGUCAAUCAAAAUAGAAAAAAAAAUCGACCCGAAUUCACCGAUCAACACUAGCCCGCCUUUGAUAAAAUAAUCAUGUUUGGAGUUCAGUUGAUCAGAUAAUCCUCCCGGUUACUACCACUCACGCUAUGACUGGUACGUAAACAGUUACCGCAUCGAAGCGUGCAACUAAAUCGCGCCAGAGCAGCCUCUGAAACAAGGAGAAAUGGCGUCCGCGGACGUGGACAGCAGUCAAAGCGAGUUUCUGCAACCCGGCGGCGCAGCGGAAACACAGACGACAGAUAUGUCAGCCAUUCAGCUGACGAGUUCAGACCGGUGGGAGGUGUUAACUCCUGUUUCGACUGGGAAGGAAGAAGUUGUUCACAUUCCAAACUCGGGGAUUGUAACGUCCAACGGGCAGUACGUGCUUCCUAUCGGGAGUCUUCCCAGUCAGCCCAUUUAUGUUACAGCAACUGGGAAUGAGGCCUCGGCCAACGGAGUGUCAGGCAUCCAGUAUCAGGUCAUCCCCCAAAUCCAGAACGCAGAUGGGACACUUGCAGGGUUCUCCACACAGGGAAUGGAUGAUGGCACGGGGCAGAUCCAGCUCCUCCAGGAUGGCAGCCAGGGCAGCAUCGGGAUCAGCUGUGCCACGACAACGGCCACAGACCUCCUGACGCAGGCGGGGCAUGUACAGUCGAUCCAAGGCGUCUCGCUGACCGGGGGGUCGGCAUACACGAGCACGGUACCCGUUGGGCUGCCCGGCAACAUAACGUUCGUCCCUAUAAACAGUUUGGAUCUGGAGUCUCUAGGGCUGACCGGAGCACAGACGCUCCCCAUUGCAACAGGGGUAACGGCCGAAGGUCAGCUGAUCAUGAGCGGUCAGACGCUGGAGAGUCAGGGUCAGGACGCCGGCGGCAAACAUUCGCUGGUGACGGUGAGCGACGCCAGCGGCAACCAAGAACUCUACGUGCCAACCACCACCACUUCCUCCUCCAACUCCUCCCAUCUCCCGGAGACCAUCGACGGCACCGGGGUCCUGACCCAAGCGACCGCCGUGUCUGCAGGCGUGUCCGACCCCUCCUCUUCGGCGAACUACAACUCCCACAACCACCUGCAGCAAAUCCAGGUCUCAUCCUCUAAUGCCACCACUAUCUCGCAGCCCAUCCUGCAGCUGUCUGGGGACAGUCAGGCCCAGGUAGCCCAGGUGGCUCAGGGUCAAGACAUGAAUGCAGGAGGCCAAACUCUACAGAGUGUGCAGUUGGUCAACCCGGGGACCUUCCUCAUCCAGGCCCAAACCGUCACCGCUACGGGACAGAUCCAGUGGCAGACCUUCCAGGUUCAGGGAGUCCAGUCACUGCAGGGGCUCCAGCUGCCCCAGGGGCAGGGGCAGGCCCAGCAGCUGACCUUAGCCCCGGUCCAGACCCUCCCUCUGGGCCAGACAGGCCAGGUCAGCCUGCCCAACCUCCAGACAGUCACUGUGAACUCUGUAACACAAUCUGGGAUUCAGUACACACAAGGGGACGAUCCGAACAGCCCAGCUGGUAUGGGACACCUGCUGCACACAAACGGUAUCCAGAUAAAGGAAGAGCCAGAUGAGGAGUGGCAGCUGAGCGGAGAUUCCACGCUGAACCCCAGCGACCUAAACAACCUUCGUGUUCAGAUGGGAGAUGAGGACAUGGAGACGCCGAGCGGGGAGGGCAAGAGGCUCCGCAGAGUGGCCUGCACCUGCCCUAACUGCAAAGAGUCUGGGGGAAGAGGUUCAGGCAUGGGGAAGAAGAAGCAGCAUAUCUGCCACAUCGUCGGUUGCGGGAAGGUUUAUGGGAAGACGUCUCAUCUCCGAGCUCACCUGCGCUGGCACAGCGGCGAGAGGCCCUUCGUCUGCAACUGGAUGUUCUGUGGGAAGAGGUUCACCAGGAGCGACGAGCUGCAAAGACACAGGAGGACACACACAGGAGAGAAGAAGUUUGUGUGCACAGAGUGCUCCAAGAGGUUCAUGCGGAGCGACCACCUGGCCAAGCACAUAAAGACUCACCAGAAUAAAAAAGGCGUUCCCUCCACGUCUCCGCCCACCACCGACACCGUCAUCACCGCCGACGGAACCACGCUCAUCCUCCAGACCGCCACCACCCACGACCUCGUAGGCAAUCAGGAGAUCCCUUUACAGCUGGUCACGGUGGCGCCCGGUGAGGUCAUGGAAUGAGGGCGGGCGGUGAGGUGGUUUUUUUGAGAACUGACCUAUCACAGGGACCUCUUGGGCUUUUCUCUUUCCCUCUUACCUUUUUUUUUUGUUUGUUUUUUACAUAUGAAUAUAUACGUAAAUAUAUAUGACAAAUAUAUAUAUUUUAAGUAAGAGUUAUCAUGACUUUAUGUUUGUUUUUUGCAGUCUUUUUAUAGGCGAGCAAAAAAAAAAAAACAUUAAAAUGUGGUCGCUAUGUACACGCGUAAACACACUCGCAGACACACACACACACACACACAAGAAAACAUGUAUUAACACUCAACACAAUGAAAUGCCUUAUUUUGUAUCAUACUCUUGUAUAAAAUGCUGGAGGUGCAUGUGUUUUUUAAGCUUCGCAGAUGAUGUAACUGUAAUGGAGAUAAAUGUGUUUGUGAAACAGAGAUGAGGUGGGAGUUUUCUGAAAGAGAGGGAAGGAAAGUUGUGAACCUCUCUGGGACGAUUUUGAAUUUUUGUCUCCGGAGAGUCCUGACAAAACCGAGCAGUCUGGGUUAUUUUUAUUUUUUUUGAAGAAGCACUGCAUCCACGCUGAACUGUUGCUGCCACCACGAACGAAUGCUUUUGUUUUUUAAAGGAAUAGUUCAACAAUUUGGGACGUAAUGCUCAUUCGCUCUCUUGCUGAGACUUGGAUGAGUUGAUACCAUUUCCACAUGUGAGUAGUAUCAGUCUCCUCUAACUCUCGUUAAGAAAGAAAAUCAGCGUUUUGCCCAAAUAUGUAACUCUUCCUUUAAUAAACCCGCAGUAACUGUUGCCCCAAUCACUGACAGCCAACAGGACGCCGGUGACGCUGGUGUCAUCCUGUGCCGAUUCGAGCUGUGCGGGAGGUUCAGCUGGUGGUCAGAGUAGGACG